Messenger RNA from Penicillium alfredii, 1440 nucleotides. RefSeq lists its product as uncharacterized. The transcript is spliced from 3 exons. The coding region runs from base 1 to 1440 and encodes 479 amino acids. Lineage: Eukaryota; Fungi; Ascomycota; Eurotiomycetes; Eurotiales; Aspergillaceae. Gene Ontology annotation, molecular function: zinc ion binding; protein binding; histone methyltransferase activity. Gene Ontology annotation, cellular component: nucleus. The record is from RefSeq and is a predicted model, not a curated record.
AUGGCUCAGACGCUGCCAGCUGGUCCGGUCCCAACGGUGAUUGACUUGACCCAGGAAGCCCAAAUGGAUGAAUACCAAGUCCCCGCGAAAGAUGAAAAAACAGGCGAUGAGCCACGGCAAGUGACCUUCAUCACCCUGGCUCAUCGGUCCCCGGAAUCGACCAUUCCCCAAAAGCGGAAAAGUGUAGAUGCCUCCGAGGUGUCCUCGACAACCUCUACCAAAAGCAAUGGUUUACCCAAGGACCUUCACCUGUCGCGGUUAAAGGCGACCUCCACGCCAAGCCCCACGCCCAGUCUGGCGUCGCAGAACGUGAGUGUCGUGAUUCCGUCACCGUCUAUCCACCAGAGGCGACGGAUGGAGGCUAUCAAACCGCCUUCUAAUAUCACGGGUUUUUCUAAAACGUGGUAUCCCAUUGAAGACGAGAAGAUCAAAGCUGCGGCAUUUGCAUAUCCGCGCGCUAGAUCAACCAACAGAUCCGUGGUCUCUCUCUCUCUCCGUCCAUCUGACAAAACUCUUUCUUCUCCACUCCCUACUCAGACGUCCAUACGUGCCACGCUCGAGCAGAAGCUGGCUCGUGUCAAGGGUCCUCCCAUCACUAUCUCUGCAGACUGUGAUAGGCUGCUGGCUAAGCUGGCGGCCAACUUCGAUUUCAUUAACGACUACAAGAUCCAGGACGGCGUCGAAGGCGUCGAAGAUGGCUUUAAUGCCGGCUGCAACUGUCCCAUUGACUGCCCGACUAAUAAAUGCGAGUGUCUGACCAACGAGCCGGACUCCAACAGAAAGAUCGUGCCCUACGACCCUUCUCCCAGGGGUCCUCCGGGCACCCUAAUCCUUCGGCCGGGCUUUUUGAAUCGAAAAUCGAUGAUCUAUGAGUGCAGCUACCGUUGCAAAUGCAAAGGUCUUAAGUGCUGGAACCAUGUCGUCCAACGAGGCCGCCAGGUCCGAUUGGAGAUAUUCAACACUGGAAAACGAGGGUUUGGCCUCCGUUCCGAGGACCAUAUUGUCACCGGCCAAUUCAUCGACCGUUAUCUGGGCGAGGUCAUUACAGAAAAUGUAGCCGAUGUGCGCGAGAGCCUCGCUUCUGCCGAAGGUGCACAGUCGUACCUGUUCGGACUGGACUUUCUGGUCAAGGAUGAAGAUAUCUUUGUGAUCGAUGGCCAUAAAUUUGGCUCGGCAACUCGAUUCAUGAACCACUCAUGCAAUCCAAACUGCAAGAUCAUCCCCGUUUCUACUACCAACCACGCCGACGACCGGCUCUACUAUCUCGCCUUUUUCGCUCUCCGUGAAAUCCCGCCCAAUACCGAGCUAACAUUUGACUACAACCCUACUGAGGGUGAAAGUAGUCCUCCGAAGAAGAUCGACCCCAACGCUGUGAAGUGUCUUUGCGGCGAGAAGAACUGUCGCGGUCAGCUGUGGCCUAAUGCGCGCAAAGGCCAGUAA